Messenger RNA from Hemicordylus capensis (graceful crag lizard), 4864 nucleotides. RefSeq names its product pleckstrin homology domain containing A5 (gene PLEKHA5). The transcript is spliced from 27 exons. Lineage: Eukaryota; Metazoa; Chordata; Lepidosauria; Squamata; Cordylidae. Gene Ontology annotation, molecular function: protein binding; phosphatidylinositol-3-phosphate binding; phosphatidylinositol-5-phosphate binding. Gene Ontology annotation, cellular component: cytosol. Bases 492 to 4034 code for a protein of 1180 amino acids. The record is from RefSeq and is a predicted model, not a curated record.
UCCAGAAAGCAAGGAAUAUCAUGUUUAUAAUGGGUGAAGCACACCACCCAGAUCACUGUGAGUGCUGCUUUAGCUUGAUGUUUUCUGACAGUCUUAAAAUCCAGCUAGAGGAGGUGGAGUAAAUUCAAGAAUCUGCUUUUUCCGUGUUGUGAGGAAACUCUUUUAAAUGUAAUCAGGGCCUUUUGAUGUUGUGAAAGAGAAAUGAUGGAUGUGUCUUUUGGGUGAGAAGCGUGCCUGUUCAGACUGCCUCUGUUACACAACAGUGUUUGACUUGAGAGAAUGGGGCUGAUGAUUCUGAGCUUCAGUAAUGUUUCCGAAGCAGUGUGACAUCACUCCAGUAUCGGUUUUCCAGCCAGGCUAGCAACUCUCACAACCAGGAUGCUUUUUCUUAGUGCCAGGACUGUGUGCAGCUCAUUGGGGAACAGCUUCAGACAAAAGGGUUGCUCCUGAUAUUUUCCCAAGUGCUGCUUGUUUUAAGGCUUUGGCGAAGAAUGAAUAUCUCCGAAGGCUGUCAUAAUGAACGAAAAGUGACCUGCAAGCAUCCUGUCACAGGGCAACCAUCACAGGACAACUGCAUAUUCGUUGUCAAUGAACAGACGGCUGCAACUAUGACAUCGGAAGAAAAGAAAGACCGGCCAAUAAACAUGAUAAGUGAAGCUGCACACUAUAAUUUGACAUCAGAUUAUGCUGCGCAUCCAAUGAGCCCUCUGGGCAGAACAUCACGCUCAUCAAAGAAAGUUCAUAAUUUUGGGAAGAGGUCAAACUCAAUAAAAAGAAAUCCUAAUGCUCCUGUCGUUAGACGAGGAUGGCUUUAUAAGCAGGAUAGCUCUGGUAUGAAGCUCUGGAAGAAACGAUGGUUUGUCCUUUCUGAUCUGUGCCUCUUCUACUAUCGGGAUGACAAGGAAGAGGGGAUAUUGGGAAGCAUACUUCUUCCUAGCUUUCAGAUAUCUAUGCUCUCUUCUGAGGAUCACAUCAACCGCAAAUACGCUUUUAAGGCAGCUCAUCCAAACAUGAGGACCUAUUAUUUCUGCACAGAUACAGGGAAGGAAAUGGAAUUAUGGAUGAAAGCCAUGAUAGAUGCAGCGCUUGUACAGACAGAGCCAGUGAAAAGAGCAGAAAAGAUAACUGCUGAAAACACACCACCUCGCGAAAUGAACAACAUUGCAAACCAUCGGGUGCUAAUUAAACCAGAGGCACAGAAUAAUCAGCGGAACAAAGAAGUGAGCAAAAUGGAAGACAAAAAGGCCUUAGAAGCUGAAAAAUAUGGAUUUCAGAAAGUCGGGCGUGAUAGACCCUUGACAAAAAUAAACAGCGUCAAACUGAAUUCUUUGGGCUCGGAGUAUGGCACUCUGCCAGUAAGCACAGUUCCGUCAGGACACUACAGGCCAGCUCAUUUGAAUGGCUCAGAGAAAACUGUCAACCUAAUUCUAGCAGACUCUGGGGACGGAAUCCAUCACAAUGCUAUUCCCUCGCAUAUAGAGUCUGAACGGGUUAUACAGAGAACUAAUUCAAUGCUGCAGUUGGAACAGUGGAUUAAAAUACAGAGGGGAAAGGGACAAGAUGAAGAAAUGAGAGGCAUAAUUUCAUAUCAGACGUUGCCAAGAAACAUGCCAAGCCAUCGAGCCCAAGUUGUACCUCGGUACCCAGAAGGUUAUCGAACCCUACCAAGGAACACCAAAUCCAGGCCCGAAAGCCUCUGCAGUGUGGCACCGUCUAUUUACGACAAGACCCUUGGCUCACUGCCAGGCGAAGACAAGAGGAGAUCUAUGAGAGAUGACACCAUGUGGCAACUCUACGAAUGGCAACAACGGCAGUUUUACAAUAAGCAAACAACUCUUACUAGACACGGUACUUUAAGUAGUCCCAAAACCAUGAUUAAUAUAUCUGAUCAAACAAUGCAUAUGAUUCCCACAUCACCUUCCCAUGGUUCAAUAGCAGGUUUCCAAGGAUACUCCCCUCAGAGGAACUACAGGUCAGAAGUGUCCUCACCAGUGCAAAGAGGAGACGUAACAAUUGACCGCAGACAUAGGCCGCAUCAUACCAAGCAGCAUGUCUUUGUGCCUGACAGAAGGUCGAUGCCAGCAGGUCUGAGUGUGCAGCCUAUUAGUCCCCAGAGCUUGCAAGGCAAAACGCCAGAGGAGCUCACGCUGCUGCUUAUAAAGCUGAGAAGGCAGCAAGCCGAACUGAGUAGUAUCCGGGAACACACAUUAGCACAACUCAUGCAACUAAAACUUGAGGCCAGCAGCCCAAAGAAUGAGAUUCUUUCUCAUCACCUUCAAAGGAAUGCCAUAUAUUUGGAUCAUCAGAUGAAAGAGAAUGAACCUUUAAUCAUCAUGGUUCACACUAUGAUUGAGAACUCGGCGCUAAGACCACAACUGUACCAUCAACUAACACAAGAUGAAUGUAGGGGAACUCUGUACAAAUACAGAUCUGAAGAGCUGGAUAUUGAUGCUAAACUCAGCCGAUUAUGCGAGCAAGACAAAGUCGUGCAGGCCCUGGAAGAGAAGCUUCAGCAGCUGCACAAGGAAAAAUACACACUUGAGCAAGCUUUGCUAUCAGCCAGUCAAGAGAUAGAAAUGAAUGCAGAAAAUCCGGCCGCCAUCCAGAACGUCAUCUUGCAAAGGGAUGAUUUACAGAACGGGCUCCUUAGCACUUGUCGAGAAGUGUCUCGCGCUACGGCAGAGCUUGAGAGAGCAUGGCGGGAAUACGACAAACUAGAAUAUGAUGUCACAGUCACAAAGAACCACAUGCAGGAGCAGCUGGAGCGGCUGGGGGAAGUUCAGACUGAGUCAGCUGGUAUACAGCGUGCUCAAAUACAGAAGGAGCUUUGGCGAAUUCAGGAUGUCAUGGAAGGUUUGAGUAAACAUAAGCAGCAAAGAAACAGCACCACAGAGGCAGGGAUCCUUUCAUCAAAUGCUUUUUCAUCCAAGUACAAAAACGAGGAAGAGGAAGUAGUCCCACCUCGUCCUCCACUCCCUCGGUCCUAUGACUUUGCAGAGCAUCCUCCCAUAAUCCCCCCUCUGCCCAGUGAUAGCAGCUCCUUGCUCUGUUAUAGCAGGGGCCCAGUACAUCUGCCUGAAGAGAGGAAGAUUCACCAAGUUCAAGGAUACCAAAGAAACGGAGCUCACUGUGGUCCAGAUUACAGACUUUAUAAAAGUGAGCCUGAGCUAACAACUGUGGCAGAAGUUGACGAGUCAAAUGGGGAAGACAAGGCCGAGCCAGUUUCAGAGUCUGAAACUUCUGCAUUGAAAGGCUCACAUUUUCCCAUUGGGGUUGUACCUCCCAGAACAAAGUCACCAACCCCAGAAUCUUCAACAAUAGCGUCUUAUGUGACUUUGAGGAAAACAAAGAAGAUCGACCUAAGACUGGAAAGGCCGAGAAGUGCAGUGGAGCAGCUAUGCUUGGCGGAAAGCACUCGCCCUCGAAUGACACUGGAGGAGCAGAUGGAAAGAAUCAAAAGGCACCAGCAGGCUUGUCUGAGAGAGAAGAAAAAAGGACUGAAUCUUAUUGGAGUCUCGGAUCUCUCCCCUUCACAGAGCCCAUCCCUUGUCAGAGAGAACCCUUUUAAACUGUCUCAGAACCAAAGGAAGGAUGAUUUUGUCUGUAUUACCAAGGAAUUGGAGUAUGCUAUUGGAGUGGAUGAUGGGGGCCCAAGCCAUCAAAACUGUGCAGAAGACGCACCCUGGCUGAAAAAGAGUGAUCAUGCAAAUGAACAUAAUUCCCGUUUCAUUACUCAGUUACCAAAAAGUGAAAGUCCACUGUCACCAGAUGCAUUAGAGCCAAAGGAAGACAAUCCCAACGAAGGGGCUCAAAAGCCAAAAGAUUUAGAAAAGACAGAAGAUCCUGAUGACAGCCUGAAGAAUGAGGCCCCCGUUAUAAAUCACAAACCUGAAAGCAGCACAGAGGAGAGUGAAGAAGCCAGCAUUCAAGACCCGGAGGACACCAUUUCUUCAUUUGAAAUGCCAGCACAGACUUCAAGAGGGAACUCUGCAGCAGCAGCUCUCCCAGCUUCUGCUGAAACUAUUCAUGGCUGACUUAUGGACCUAUGGAAAUAAGAUGAUAUUGUACAGUCAGUUUUAUGAAAUCUAUGAAAUUCAUAGUUUUGAUGCUUUUGGCCACAGAGCAUCGUUUUAAUCACUUCAUGGAAAAUGUUUAUUCCAAGAGAGCUUUAAAUGCCCCAACAGUACCCUCGACGAUCUGGAGACUGUUCUUCUGACACCAGCCUGCUGCUAGGAUUUCCAUCCACGUAACUAAGGGUUCUUUUUGACAUGCGGCCUACAAUCGGAACCUUCACUCCUGGGUUUUCCCCAGCGUGAGGUUUUUAAUUAUGAAUUCAGUUAAGUUUGAAUGUUUGCUUCCUUCAUUCGUUACUUUUACAGAUCACCACUUCAACCUCAUUUAUGCUUUUAAAAAUGGAUCAUGUGUUAUCUUCACCUUUUUUGAUUUGUAAAUGUUUUAUUCUCUAUUUAAAGUGUGCCAAUUUUUAUUAUUGCCGAGUUAACGGUGUACCCUGUUUCUCCUCUGUAAUUAUUUCUCGGUCAAAAUGCAAUGUCAGUUACUGCCAUACUGUUAACAUAUACAUGAAUGUUAGUGUUUACUUUUCUCUCUUGCUCCUUUUUUAAAUGAAGGGUAGGGAUUUUGAGGUACUGGGCUCUUCCUCUGUUGGAAUAGGGUGUGUACAGCAAUAAGCAGGUAUUCAGUUCCCAGUUAGUUUGUGUACAAAUGUAAUUAUGUUCAUUGUGUAUAUAUUAUACAAUGAGCACAACCAAUGUAAGUAUAAGAAGCCACUUACUAUUGUUCAAAUGCAAAUGUUCAUAUCUCAUUUCUUUUAUAUCAUGUUAUAAAUAAAUGUUGAUGUUCUUAA